AUGUAUCGGUUCCAGGAUUAUCACAGUGGGGUCAUCAGAUUUGCUGACCUCCGGGACCCAACAGACAUAUGGGAACUGGGAGAGACCAUUGGGGAAGGAACCUAUGGCUUGGUUCACCUGGGUACCAACAAACUUACAGGAGAAACAGUUGCCAUAAAAGUUAUGGAGUCAGUGACGGAGGUGAUAGAGGAAAUUGAGGAAGAGUACCGUGUCCUCAGAGACCUCGGAGAUCACCCUAACAUGCCCAAAUUUUAUGGUAUCUUUCUGAAGAAAGACGAGAGAGUAGGAGAGGAGCAAGUGUGGAUUGUUAUGGAGCUGUGUGGAGCAGGAUCAGUCACUGAGCUGGUGCGCCACUUGAUAAAUAAAUCUUCCUUCUUGGAUGAGGAGCUGAUAGCUUACAUACUGAAGGAAACCUUAAAGGUACUAGAUCAUUUACACUCACAUGAGGUUAUCCAUCGAGAUGUCAAAGGUCACAACAUUCUCAUAACAAGUAGUGGAGAAAUCAAGAUGAUUGACUUUGGUGUAUCAGGGCACUUGGAUUCACCCACUGGCCGAAGGAAGACACAUGUGGGGACUCCUUAUUGGAUGGCACCAGAGGUAAUCGCAUGUGAGCAGCAGCUUGAUUACUCCUAUGAUGUCCGAUGUGACAUUUGGUCUCUAGGCAUCACUGGCAUAGAACUUGCUGAUGGGAAGCCUCCCCUGGGUGACCUGGACCCUAGAAGAGCCUUAUUUAAAAUACCCAG
Messenger RNA from Candidula unifasciata, 743 nucleotides. Lineage: Eukaryota; Metazoa; Mollusca; Gastropoda; Stylommatophora; Geomitridae. The record is from the annotation of a GenBank genome assembly.